AUGAACUUAAUACAACCUCUCAAGAUUACUCAAACAGUAGAUAGUAUGGAAAAAGCAAACACUGAUCCUAACCUUUCUCAACAGUGGAACGAUCAAUGGAACGCUUCUCAAAAUUGUAUACAAUAUUCUGGGCUUAAGUAUGUCGAACCAUUCAUUUUGGCAGACCAGACUUGUGAGACAUAUUUGUCCCAAUUUGCACUUUGGAACUAUUUCAAGCCUCAACAGCAAUCACAGCCUCAACAAUUCCCAACACAACCAAUUUACUCUCAACAAUAUAAUAUUGAACAAUGGAAAAAUUGUUAUACAACUGAUACCGCUUUACAAUCCAAUACAUGUGACUCAUUCAACCGUUCUCAAGCACAAUCUGAUAAUGAUCAACAAGUAGAAUUGAAAUAUUGGGAAUGUGCUUGUUGUAAACACCAAAAAGUCCAAGCAUGUCCUCACAAAUACCCUGGUAUUCAAUUAAAUCAAGACAAUUACAACCGUGGAGCGAAAGAUCGAGCAAAAGAAAUAGUGUCUAUAUUUGAGAAAAUGUUAGGUACUUUAGGACAUGAUGUACAUGCAUGGCUUGAAUGUUAUCUUCAAACUGAUGAAGGUAUUAAAACAGUAAUCCAAGAAUUAGAGCAAAAUAUUAAAUACAGCCAUCGUUAUCAAAAACCGAAAGAAUAUCUAAUUGAAAAGAAAGAUGUAACUAUUGUGCAAUAUUGGCGAGAUAAUAACUUGAUUUCUGAUGUUACAUAUCAUAACUUACGAAAAGAAGUCAAUUUAAUGACAUUACUCCCGACAAGGAAAGAGAUGACAACAUCGAAACAAUCACUAAAUGAACAAGUUGAGAAAACUUUCAAAUUACGAUAUCCAAGUUCAAACUACAUUGGAUAUAUUAUAGACUUAGAUCAAGCCAUAUUUUAUAUUCUGAAGCUAUGUAUGUCAUUAGGGAAAAAAUUACCCAAGAAAAUAUUUUUUAAAAUUGGGGUAGAUGGUAGAGAAAUUAAUGGAGUUAAACAAGUUGCAGUUGCAUUGGUUCCACUCAAUUUAAGAGAUGUGUUUCCAUCGCAGGCUGUUUAUUCUGUGUUUUAUAUUGGGUUAUUUCAGAUGAAGGAAACAAAAGAAAGUAUCAAAGAAACAAUUGGAACGCUUCACGAUGAGAUUGAGCGUGUUUUGCAAAAACAAUAUUUUGGGAAGCAUCAAGUUUGCCUUUUUUAUGUUUCAGACAUGCAUAAUGUAGGCAUGACAUUCUCAUUUGAUUUAUGUCCCUAUUGUAUGGCUCAAACUAUUGUAGAUUUUGCAUCAACUCCACGCGACUCUCUUGACGGCCAGUUACCUUUUUCUCCGUCACAAACAAUACUAUGUGCUCUUCAUAUCAAACAGAGGCUAGUAGAAAAUGUUAUUGGUUAUAUGGCAUCAACAACUUACAAAUAUGAGAUUCAGAAAAAUAUACAAACAUUACAUGGAUUGGAAACAUUUAAUUGGAAAGAGUUCCACGAACGAAUAUCGAAUUAUGGAAUUUCUCAAACCUCAGCACGAUCAUCAACCAAGUCAUGUAUGCUGUCGGGAGAUCAUUGUAACACUAUUUUACAAAAUAUUGAGAAAGUUGUUGAUAAUAUUGAACCAAGCACCAAACAAAAAUAUUUACAAAUUCUGAAAUUGUUGCGAAAUAUUAUCAUUAUUAUUGAAAUGCAUCAAGAUAACGAAAAUAAUGACAAUGUAUUGACAGCAAAUAAGAUUGCGGAAUUGGACAAACUGAUAAUGCAAUUCUUAGUUGCGUGUUUUUCAAUAUGGACUCAAGGAAUUAAAGCUCAUUAUUUCCAUUUUAUAAUUCAUGUACCCUCAAUAAUGAGCUCUUUUCAAAGAAAAAUUAUCACUCUCGAUUUUGAGUAA
Molecule: messenger RNA, 1878 nt
Organism: Naegleria fowleri
Lineage: Eukaryota; Heterolobosea; Eutetramitea; Acrasida; Naegleriidae
Exons: 1
Coding region: 1-1878 (625 amino acids)
Source: RefSeq, a predicted model, not a curated record